GUAAAGGAAGCAAGGGAAGUCCAUCAGCUGAGGAGUGUUUCAGGUUUCAUGAUGCACUCUUUGUGAAAAGAAUGACAGUGCUUCUGUUUAGGCAUUCACCAUGGCAGAUGCAGGGCAAGUACCGCAAAUGUUUGUCUCCCGUACAAAGUUUCGCUCCACUCAUCCUCUGGAUGGCAUUGACAUAGCCCUGGGCCACUCUGGUAUUUCUGCCGAAACUCCCAUCACCGUUAGUGAGAUGAUGAAGGGGACAGUGGGCAAAAUCCCCAAUGGAGUUGCCCUCAGUUACAAGCUUGGAGACAGAUGGUCAAGCAUCACCUACCAGCAGUACUACGACCUCUGCAUAUCUGCAGCCAAGUCCUUCAUAAAGUUGGGUCUAAAGCCUUCACAUGCUGUGGUCAUCAUAGGGUUUAAUGCCUGUGAGUGGCAUAUCUCGUGCCUGGGUGCAAUAUUUGCUGGGGGAAUUGCAUGUGGAACAUAUGCCACCAACAGUUCAGAGGCCUGCAAGUACAUUGCUGGUGACUGCAGAGCUACAGUUGCUGUGGUGGAGGACGAAAUACAACUCAACAAGUUUUUGGAGAUCCGUAGUGAGCUACCUGAACUACAAGCUAUUGUGCAGUAUAGGGGGAAACCAAGGCAACAGUACCGAGAUGUUUACACUUGGGAGCAGUUCAUGGGACUUGGCAAACACGUUGAGACCAGUGUGGUGGAGAGAGUCGUGCAGGCACAGACACCUAACCAGUGUGCCUCUCUGGUCUACACGUCAGGGACUACUGGUAAUCCUAAAGGAACGAUGCUGAGUCAUGACAAUCUGACCUGGACUGCCAAAGCUCUUGCAUCCACCUCCCAUGAUGUCAAGUUUGGUGUCGAACACUUUGUCAGUUACCUUCCCCUGAGUCACAUUGCUGCCCAGAUGGCGGACAUAUACUUUUCAAUCACAGUUGGUGCUUGCUGCCAUUUUGCCCAACCAGAUGCUCUUAAGGUUCGUUAUCAAACAGAAUAAUAAUAGCUAAUCGCAGUAGGAGUCCCCCUCUGCUCAUGCAUGUAGGGGACACUGGUUGAGACUCUUAGGGAAGUGCAACCAACACAAUUCUUUGCUGUACCACGAGUGUAUGAGAAGAUGAUGGAGAGGAUGCAAGAAAUGGGAGCCACUGUGACUGGAUUCAAGAGAGUCCUGGCUGACUGGGCCAAGAGAAAAGGCUUGGAGGGAAACCAAAACUUUCUCAGAAAUGAGUCAGUGCCGUGGGGUUGGAGUUUGGCCAAUAUGCUCGUGUUCAAAAAAGUGCGCGAGGCUCUUGGCUUCCAGCGAUGCAAGGGGUUCGGAGUGGGAGCUGCUCCCAUCAAGAUGGAGACUUUGGAAUACUUCAUGUCUCUCAAUAUCCCUAUCCGGCCCACGUAUGGAAUGAGUGAAUCCAGUGGACCUCACAGCCUCUGCAAGAUGGACCCCAGCUGGUGGAACCCUGCCAGUGUUGGCAAGGACAUGCCUGGUGUGCAGACAAAAAUAUUCCAGCCUGACUCAAAUGGGGAAGGAGAAGUGUGUUUCCGUGGACGUCAUGUUUUCAUGGGGUAUGUGAAUAACUGGGAGAAGACGACCGAGGCUAUUGACUAUGAGGGGUGGCUUCAUUCUGGUGAUAUGGGGAGGAUUGACGAGAAAGGCUUUCUUCACAUCACCGGGCGAUUCAAAGAGCUCAUCAUCACUGCCGGGGGAGAGAAUAUCCCGCCAGUCCAACUGGAGGCCAAUAUCCUGCGAGAGAUUCCGUUCCUGAGUAACGUCAUGAUAGUGGGAGACAAGAGACCCUAUCUCACUUGUCUCAUGACCCUCAAAUGUGAUGUGGACGUCAACACGGCAGAGCCACAGGACACCCUCACUCCUCUGGCUAGAAAGGCUGUAGAGGAACUGGGGUCUCCUUGUACCACGGUGUCUGCCAUCAUCAGCAGCAGAGACCCUGCCGUCUUCUCUGCCAUCUCUCAAGGACUGGAGCGAGCCAACCAGAAAGCAGCUUCUAAAGCCCAAAAGGUUCAGAAAUGGGCCCUCCUCAAUACUGAUUUUUCUCUUCCAGGCGGGGAGUUAGGUCCUACUUUGAAGCUGAAGCGGUUCUUUGUGUUAAGGAAGUAUGCAUCUACUAUCAACUCCAUGUAUGAGCAGGCAGAAUCAGGCGGACUUCAAUCCAAACUCUGACACUUGAACAAUGUUAUAAUUAUUAUAGUAUGUGGUAUAUACAAAUAUUGACCCAUUUUUUUAAUAUAGGGUGAGGUAAAACAUCCCAUAACGAGUAGG
Molecule: messenger RNA, 2275 nt
Organism: Geodia barretti
Lineage: Eukaryota; Metazoa; Porifera; Demospongiae; Tetractinellida; Geodiidae
Source: the annotation of a GenBank genome assembly